AUGAUAAUGAACGGAAUCGCCUCGCCGAGUUCGUCACACCCACUGGUGGCUGUAGCACUCUUCCUGCUCAGUUCCACCUGGUUCGCCCUGAGUAUCCUGAUGUUUGCAGUCGAUUACCUCUUGGGCGUGUUAAAGCUGAAGGCUCCUGUCCUCUCGCAAGAGGCCUUGCGUGCACAAAUUAACAAGGCUGCCACAGCGACGCAUAUGCAAGCCUACGUCGAGCAGCGGGCACGCACCGCGGAUGAAUGUCAGCACGUCUCCUUCUCCGAUGCCGCAUCCCCGCGCGAGUCUGGGCCUGCACCCUCCCGCGCUCUCUCAGACCGGACACUAUGCGCUCCAUCAUCUCCCACCCGCUCUGUUAGCUCGUCGACACUGGUCUCGCGAUCGUCGCCGUCACGCUUGUCGCCACCGCUCCCGCGCACCACCGAGAGCAAGAAAGCCGGCGUCUCGUGCAGUCGUGCAGAGUCCUCUCCCGCGUCGUCACUGUCUGUCUCUCCGCGUCGACCCCAAAUGCCACUGCGACUUCCGACCUCUGUAAACAUGAACAUGUUUCGCAAGUCUCGCAGACCGCCAGCAGCAGAUAAGCAGCGCGCAGGUUCGGAUCCUGGAUCGUCGACAGCGACGCAGAAGCUUGCCGAGCAGGCGCAGAGGAAUACACAGAACCCGCCGGGGGAGUCGUAUCGUACUACGUUCGUCAACCCGUUCCGACUGAAGCCUCUGCGCUCCAAGACCGUAUCCGUAUUGCCAACAGCAAAGGAGCACCCCGAAGUAAAUUCGGAGGCUUCCAUACCUGCAUCCCCUCCACGGCGAUCAUCAUCAAAACGACUCUCGCUCCCCGCGUACCUCAAUAUCAACCUUAACAUCCAGACGAGCAUCCUCCAGAGCCCGCGCCCACGGACACCGCGCGAGAGGGAAGGUGUCCCACGUACGCAACCGUACGGUGCGCCGUAUUUCGCGGCGAUGCCGAGCCCAGUAGAAGUAAAGUCGCGGCGAUCAGCGUCGUGCUCGUCGUCACCGCGCAAGGGGAGUUUGGAUUCGGGUUCGCGGAACUAUGAGCGCCUGCGCGCGGAGGAGCUUGAAGAACAGCGUAUGCGCGGUACAUCAUUAGUAUCGGGUUUCGUCCCUCCAGUGAAGCAGGUGAACGCGCUUGGGUUGUCGUUGGGAUCCGGAGAGGAGAAGCGGAGCACGCGGCAUCGGCCAACGAAGAGCGACGGUGUGGUUGUUGUGAGAUAG
This is a messenger RNA of Sparassis crispa, 1233 nucleotides long. RefSeq lists its product as hypothetical. The transcript is spliced from 3 exons. The coding region runs from base 1 to 1233 and encodes 410 amino acids. Lineage: Eukaryota; Fungi; Basidiomycota; Agaricomycetes; Polyporales; Sparassidaceae. The record is from RefSeq and is a predicted model, not a curated record.